CCAAUAUCACCAACUCAAUUUCUCCAACUCCAAAACAACAUUCAAAAAACCUCGAGUCUUUAGGAGUCUGCCAAUUUCCCCGAUUCCUCGUUAUUUCACGUCGAAUAUAUUGUGACCGGCACAGUUGUUUAUUUCCCCCCUAACCACCGCAUCCCCGCAUCCUGCAUAAACAAUGGUGAGUCGCGCCGUGUUUCCUCCAGUUGUCCGUCCCAGGGUUGCAGCCAAACCUAGUCCGCUCCGCCCCAGCACCAGCGGCAAAAAAAAAAGCUUCCUCAGCCAGGGCAAGGCAAGGGCGAGAUAGCCGGAAUAUCUCAUCUGGCUUCGGAGGAAAACAACUUUCGCCGGUUGUCUUGUUCACUCAUGACCACUUGCAUCUCGCUCUCUCGCUGAAACCUGAUUUCAAAAAUACAAAAUACAACUACAAUCCUUGAAUCCUGUUUGCGCGCUAUAUUUCUGUUGUUGUCCUCAUACCUUGCUCUUUUCUUUUUGCUCCCCCGCCCCGCCCUCCGUUGCGAAGCUUCAAAACAAGAGCAGCAUCAGUAGCAGCAGCUAUGGACGGUUCAGACACUCUUGAGCGUAUGCAUUCUAAUCAGGAUCAUAACCAACAACAGGCAUCCACAAACUACAAAGAAGCCUUCUCGCUCUUCGAUAAGCGCGGAAACGGCCGUGUCGCCCUCGAAUCUCUCGGCGAUCUCCUGCGUGCCUGCGGGCAGAACCCCACGCUCGCGGAGAUUGCAGAUCUGGAGAAGAGCAUUGGCGGAGACUUUGAUUUCGAAGCUUUCUCCAAAGUCCUCAACCGGCCAGGCGGCUUCCGUGACCCUGGGGAGCCAGAGGAGUACUGCCGCGGAUUCCAGGUAUUUGAUAAGGAUAUGACUGGGUUUAUUGGCGUGGGCCAGCUGCGUUAUAUUCUCACAAACUUGGGUGAGAAAAUGACCGAUGACGAGGUUGAUGAACUUCUCAAGGCCGUUGACACGAGCUCCGGAGAGAUCAACUAUACAGAACUGGUCCGGACAAUCCUUGCCAACUAAACUAUUACCUCGAUUCCCAUUCUAAGAUUAUUAUAUCAUUUUUUUCUCGCAAAUUCGCCCUAUGGUCUACGAUGAGAUGUUUCUUUUACUUGUCCCCUUGGUCGUUGUUUUUCGAAAUGCCCCGCGUCUGCUUUUCUCCCCUGGUCCCCAAUCGCCGCCCACUCGAAUUCUCCCCGCGCAUCCAUUUUCUGAGAUCGUGAGGAGGAGAGUGAUUUCACUUCGAUGCGGGUUUGAACAAUGGCAGCGUGGGUUAGGUUAAUGUUUUUUUUGCAUUAGACUACUUUUUUUUCUCGCUUACAGCAAAAUAACUUUUUUUAUGAAUGGGUGUCUGGCCGGGCGGUUAUCACUUAUGGGAUUUAUUGUCAUGAAUGCACUAGUACAGCUGUUCGGAUGGCAGGGAACUAGAUAGAACUCCACCAAGCAAUUGUUCUGCUCUGUUUAUGUUUUAUGUUUUAUGUUUUUCGCCCUUGUUUUUCAUAUUUCUAUUACCACUUAACAUAAUAGUUUUCUUUUUACAUGUAGAUGAUCGUUUUGUAAUUCAACCUGUUGCAGCCUCAGGUGCAUUUGGUUUAUCAUUUUUACAUGUAUAUAAUUGUAUCCAAUCUCAUACAUUCACCAAUAGCCUUACUGUCCCCACCGUGUCUUCAUUAUAAGUUAU
Blastomyces gilchristii SLH14081 is the source of this 1686-nucleotide messenger RNA. RefSeq names its product myosin regulatory light chain cdc4. The transcript is spliced from 4 exons. Gene Ontology annotation, biological process: mitotic actomyosin contractile ring assembly. Gene Ontology annotation, cellular component: myosin II complex. Gene Ontology annotation, molecular function: calcium ion binding. Lineage: Eukaryota; Fungi; Ascomycota; Eurotiomycetes; Onygenales; Ajellomycetaceae. The record is from RefSeq and is a predicted model, not a curated record. Bases 552 to 1028 code for a protein of 158 amino acids.